Molecule: messenger RNA, 1484 nt
Organism: Acanthochromis polyacanthus (spiny chromis)
Lineage: Eukaryota; Metazoa; Chordata; Actinopteri; Pomacentridae
Gene: ak3
Product: adenylate kinase 3
Exons: 5
Coding region: 512-1171 (219 amino acids)
Biological process (GO): nucleobase-containing compound metabolic process
Cellular component (GO): mitochondrion; cytoplasm
Molecular function (GO): AMP kinase activity; ATP binding
Source: RefSeq, a predicted model, not a curated record
CCAGCCUGUCUGUCAGUCUGCAGGUCUACCCGCUCAAAGGGAUCGGAGCGGGAAGGGAUUAAUCACCUUGCCAAACAAGCUUUUUUUCAGCCAGCAGACCAAUUAUAUAACCGUGUUAUACAAUAAACACAUAUCCAGCGAAGCUUUAAACAUUGGCACAGGGGAGGAAGUUUCACUGAAUGCUGCAGAAAAGGAGGAUUUCUUCGCUCCUUGUGCGUCGUCAGAGGAGCGCGUUCUCGUUUGGUACCAUAGUCAGCAGGGCGCAGUCUUCUUUCUCCUCCUCCCCUUCCUUUCUCCUCCUCCUCUUCCUCCAGUUCCUGCACGACUGCGUGAAAUAAAAGUCCAGACAAGAGUCGAAACUGGCCAAAGACGCAUGCUUUGUCACGUCGCGCACCUUGGAAGGAAAGGUUCGAGGCUGGAGCUGUUCCGAUCCCGUUCAGCAUCCUGAAGUGAGGCUUUCAGGAGGAGAGUAUUCCGUCGUUAGAAAAUCUAAUUAAAGCAGAUAAAUAAAAUGGUUCUGCAGAGAGUCGUCCGUGCUGUCAUUAUGGGACCUCCUGGGUCUGGGAAAGGAACCGUGUCUGCGCGUGUCAUCAAAAGUUUUGGACUGAAGCACCUUUCUAGUGGGGACAUUCUGAGAGCCAACAUCAACGCAAAAACAGAGCUCGGCCUGCUGAUGAAGUCCUGCAUUGAUCAGGGUCAGCUGGUUCCCGAUGACGUCAUGUCUCGCCUCAUCCUCAAUGAGCUGAGAACGAUAGAGCGGAGCAGCUGGCUGCUGGACGGUUUCCCGCGUACCGUAUCGCAAGCAGAGGCUCUGGAUGACGCCUACACUGUGGACACAGUCAUCAACCUCAAUGUUCCCUUCCAGACCAUCAGGGAAAGGCUGACGUCUCGCUGGACUCACCUCCCGAGCGGCAGAGUCUACAACACAGACUUCAACCCGCCUAAAGUUGCAGGUUUGGAUGAUGAGACAGGAGAACCUCUGAUCCAGAGGGACGAUGACAAGCCAGAGACGGUCAUACGGAGACUGAAGUCGUACGAAACCCAGACAGAGCCCGUCUUAGAGUACUACAGGAGUAAAGGUGUGCUAGAGUCCUUCACGGGGACAGAAACAAACAAGAUAUGGCCACACGUCGAAGCUUUCCUCCACAGAAAACUCUCUUCAAUCAACUAGAGAGUGGCGUAAGAAGCCUGAACAGAAACAGGCCUGCAGUUUACCAGCAGAAAUCACCGUGUGCCACUUUUUGUGAAACAAAGGGAAGAGAAAUUUCAGUAAUAAUGUAUUUUAAAUGUUGAAAAUGAGGCUCAAGCUCACAUAGUUUAUGCCGUGUAAAACGGGCUGUUUGCACAAAACACCGCUUCCUUAAAUACAAAACACCUUAAAGCACGCUCCUUAAAGUGUCCUUAAAAUGUUCACCCAAGUGUUUAGGGUGUUCUCUGGAUCUAGGCCUAAUACUUAAGGAAUUAGUUUGUUUUUGGGGGAGGGG